UGUACUUGCUAUUAAACAAUUAUAUCAAGACUUUAAUGAUAGAUACCUUAAAAAUAAUAAAUGAGACAUAAACAUUAUGGUGGGAUCUAAGUCCAAUAAAUAAAUUAUAGGUCACAACCAAAGGGAAAUGAAAGAAUUAGAAACUUACAAGUUAGAGAGAAGCCCCAAAAAAAAAAAGAUGAAUACUCCUUUCUUUGAGAUCCAAGAUUGGAACAUGUCCCAUGAUGUUUUUCCAGACAAUUUUUGUUUUGAACCAUUCACAAGCAAUGAUUUUGUUGAUGACCCUUUUCAUCAUUCUCUUUCCUUUGAUAUGAUUGAUGAAUCCUACAUGGAUUCAUCAACAACAACAGCCAUGGAGAACAACAACAACAUCAUCAAGAACAAGAACAAGAACAAGAAGAAAGAGAAUAUUGAAGUUGGUAAGGGAAGUGGAGGUUACAUAGGAGUUCGGAAAAGGCCAUGGGGGAAAUUUGCAGCAGAAAUAAGAGACAGAACAAGGAAUGGAAGAAGGGUUUGGCUUGGAACAUUCGAGAGUGCAGAAGAUGCUGCUUUGGCUUAUGAUCAAGCUGCAUUCUCCAUGAGAGGCUACAACGCUGUUCUCAACUUUCCAUUCAAAAGGGUUAAAGAUUCUUUGCAAGGAAUGAUCAUGGAUUCUGAUUCUUGUUCUGGUUCUUCACCUGCACUUGCACUCAAAGAGAGGAAUUGGAUCCAAAGGAAGUUGUCAAAGACUAACAAGAAAAGGGAAUCAUCAGAGAAAUCUUCAUCAUCAUCAACAACUAAUGUGAUGGUGUUUGAGGAUUUGGGGGUUGAAUAUCUAGAACAACUGCUUAGCAUUUCAGAUCAAAAUACCACCACAACUUAGUUAUUUACUACUUACUCCGAUCCUUAGCAUUUUCUUUCUUUAAUUAUCCCCCUUCACAAAUGUAAUUUAGUUUCACUUUGUUUCCUCUUUCUUGAUUUUGUUGCUCUUCCUUCGGAUUUUCAUAAGUCCAAUGUUCUACUAAUAAGCACAUUUAACAAUAAUCUCUAUAAUUCUUUAUAAGUCCUUCUCCAUUUUCUUCUAGUC
Molecule: messenger RNA, 1066 nt
Organism: Arachis ipaensis
Lineage: Eukaryota; Viridiplantae; Streptophyta; Magnoliopsida; Fabales; Fabaceae
Source: RefSeq, a predicted model, not a curated record